Molecule: messenger RNA, 3654 nt
Organism: Gambusia affinis (western mosquitofish)
Lineage: Eukaryota; Metazoa; Chordata; Actinopteri; Cyprinodontiformes; Poeciliidae
Gene: phyhip
Product: phytanoyl-CoA hydroxylase-interacting protein
Exons: 5
Coding region: 165-1181 (338 amino acids)
Cellular component (GO): cytoplasm
Molecular function (GO): protein binding
Source: RefSeq, a predicted model, not a curated record
GUCGGAAGGAGAAGGAGGAAAAAGAAAAAGAAGAAAGGAUCCUGUGUGUGCGUUUGUUUCACCUCCUAAUCAGUUUUCCUUGAGGACCCAUCAGCAGCAGCAUCAGUGGAGGAAAGUAAGGAGGAAAAGAAACGUCUCCCAUCAUAAAUCCAAACCUCAGACGAAUGACAGAAAUGGACGCCCCUCUCGCCACUCCGUGCAACAUCCAGAUCUGUGAGGUGACCUGCGACUCUUUCCGCAUCAUGUGGGAUAUGCCUCCAGAGGACACAGCCAGAGCGACGCAUUUCUUCAUCGACCUGAGCCGCAAAGAGAACAGGGAUCCGAACCGCUUCAAACACAGGGAUGUCCCAACCAAGCUGGUGGCCAAGGCUGUCCCACUGCCCAUGGCGGUGAGAGGACACUGGUUCCUCAGCCCGCGGACGGAGUACUGCGUCGCCGUCCAAACAGCCGUCAGGCAGUCUGACGGUGACUACCUAGUGUCAGAGUGGAGCCCGGUGGUGGAGUUCUGCACUGGAGACUAUGCAAUGGAACACCUUCAGCAGCUCCUUGACAAGGCCAGCGGUUCUGCAGGACGAUUGCUGAGAUUCUCUGUGUUCUAUCGCAACCAGCACCCAGAAUACUUUGACUAUGUCAGGAGGGAAUGUGGGGGACUGAUGCGUCCGGCCCUGAAAGACACCAGCGGGAGUCAUGGCUCUCCAAUAAACGGCAAACUCCAAGGAGUCUUCUUCAGCUGCAACACAGAGUUUGACACGGGGCUCCCUCCCAAAGACUCUCCGUACGGCCCCCUCAGAUUCCAGAUUCCAGCUGGCGUCCUGCUGAACCCAAACAUCUGCCUGUACUUCGCAGACUUUUACUGCAUGUACACGGCGUAUCACUACGUGGUGCUGGUGCUUGCGCCUGUUGGCACAGAGGGAGACAACUUCUGUCGCACCCGCCUGCCGAGGCUGGACUUGGCCUCCAACCCCUUUCUGACCUACUCCGCCCCCCAGAGGCAGGGGGAGGAGCCUGUGUACUGCCACGCCAGUGACGUGAUCCUGGAGGUGCUUUUCACGGAGCCGGUUCACGUGGACCAGGGCAGUGUGGAGCAGAUCAGUGGGCACCACCAGCUUAUGAGUCUGACCACAGCAAAUGCCAAGAAAGAUCCAAGCUGCAAAGUGUGCAACAUCAGCGUGGGGCGCUGAGGGAACCCCUGAUAAAUUGAUUUUGAGUCGACAGUCCGAAAAGAGCCAGAAUUGGACAAAACAGCUGAGGAAAUUAUGGACUAGUCAGAGCAUGGUAGAGAAAUACAUCUCUUGUACUGUGUUAAAGCUGCUUUCCACCCCACCUCCACCCUGAAGUGGAGUUUUUUUUUUUAUAUUGACCCCUUGGAUAAUAUAUAUUAUAGAGCUCUAUACCUACUCUUCAGGUGUCUUCAUGUGUUCUCCUGCAUCCACAAUGUUUCUGUUUCGUCAUUUGUUCCACCGUGAAUUUGAUGCUACUUCCUUUGAGAAAUGUGCGUUUCAGAAAAAAAGAACAUGGCACAGAUUUCUUUUGUUGACUUCUCGGGAUUCCCUCUAUGCCAGGAUUUCUACCGCCUAUAAUCUAAAGAUACAGACUACUAAUGUGCUGCCCCCUUGCUAAAGAUGCGCAAAAAGCCUUAAAAUCAAUUCUUCUGCUCAUUGACGUUUUUUUAUUUCCCUUUGAGAAAAAUCCUAUGACUUUUAAUUUGUGGACAUUUAUUCAGUGGGGGAAAACACAAUGUGAAAAUAGAAUUGCUUUUAUCAUAUUCAUCGGUGGCACAAUCACUGGUAACCCUGCUGUCAAAUACUUUGUACAACCUUCUUUUGCAAAAAGGACAGUACUCAGUCUCUCCUAGAACAUUUCUGACAGUGGGAUACCAUACACACAGUGAGAGAGACACUUGACCACUGCAUUUUGCAUAAUGUCCAUGGAGGAAGGUUGGUUUUGUUUGUGAUAACACUUUUUUAUUCCCAGUGACAGCCGAUUUUAGUUGGAUUUCCUGCUGUUUCAAAUUGUUGAUGAUGCCAUGUACUCUCACGAGGUUUCAUAGCGAAUGCACAUGCAUGCAUGCACAUGCACAUUGCACAUAGUGAAUGGAUCUGGAUAAUGUGUCAGUAAGCUUACAAAGUACAGGCAGUAACAGCAUGUGAAACGUUGUAGGCCUCAUAAACAGUGGAUUGACUAUGCAGUUAUAUUUAUAUAUUAAAAAUCAUAUCAGUCUCAUUAAAUUAUAUUUAUAUCAAUUGCAUAUAUGUCAAAAACCUGUCUGUCUGGAGGGUAAACUCUCUCUGUAUGCUGCACACUUCAAGAAAUGAAUGAAAGGAAAAUGUUACAAAAAUACACUGUAGUCAUUCUUGGAUCACAAUACAAACAUUUUAAUUUCAAAUUAAAACGUUAAUUUUAAUUUCUAGUCACAAAAAAACCAUCAUUAAACUAUUACGUUAUUAUUACUAAUACUAAAAUAAUCCAGCUAUUUAUUUACAAAGAAACAAAUCUUAAAGGGAAAUUCCGAGGUUAAUAUAGAACGAGUGUAUAUUUUGCUGAUUCGUGAUUUGAUUUGUUUAACUCUUGAAUUUUGGUUUUAUAAAUACCUGCUUUAUCUUUAAGGAGACUUUUGGGGAAAGAAAUAGAGGAAUGAACUGUUAGUGUGCCACGUUUGGUCCUUCAUCUCUGGUCACCCUUCAGUAAAAAGAAACAUCCCAGUUCUGUCCAAUGUCGGACUGAGCUGUCACCUCUCUCUGAGAGUGGAGCUAGAGGAAGUAGCAGAAGAAGCAGUUCCCAUACUGUCAUCUUUCUGAAGCUGUCAGUAACAUUGUAACACAUGGCUGUACGGUAGAGAGGGUCACGCUGGGACUGGCUUGGGGGGUCUCUCCUCUGGUGCUCACCUCAGAGUAUCUGGUCUCUUGACUUCUGGACUGAAUUGUAACCAAUUAGAAAAAAGUGUCUUGCUGGAAUAUUGAAGAAUAUUAAUACCAAUAAAAAUAAAGAUAUCAAAAUUUGACCAAGUUGAUCCACGCUUGGUUGAUACAACUGAAUAGAAUUUCUCAACUUUGGGUUUCUCUUAGUUCAUCGUUGUGUGUUUCAAUGACUGUCUCCACAUAUUUCUAGCACUUGUUAAAAACCAAAUGAUACAAAUUCUUUUUUCAAACCGUUUUUUUAUUAGUUUUAUAACAUUUCAGUGUUUUUGUCUGUUUUUCCAAAUGUUUCUGUUUACGUCUUUCAAAGGGAGAGUAGAUAGUUCUUCAUGGUAAUGUGACAAAAAGCAUGAAUUAUUAGAAAGACUAGACAACUUAGAAUAAAUAAAAAUAUACUUUAAAGGUAGGUGUCACAUCACUGUUUACGUUAAAAACUAUGAUUCCUUGUGAAAUGUUUCUCCCCUCACUGAAUAAAUGUGCGCAAAAUAACUUCGACUUGACUUCGCCGAGAAUUAUAUUGUGCGAUGAUUCUACAUUGUUUAUAAUGAAUUUUAAGGCUUUUCCACGACUUUACUAACAUCUGUACUUGUUGAAACUCUCUUUGAAUACCUUCAUGUUGUCGUUUCCCCCCUUUGUGAUAUUGCUGUUUUUGUCAUUUGCUGCAAUUUAAUGUUUGAUGAUGUUGGAAACUUAAGUUUCAGUCGAAACAGUAAAGAAAGACAUACAUAAAUUGUCUUUA